CCAGAACAGACAUCUGAGAAGAGAACUCAUCCAAGGUGGGAAGAUCUUUCAAGUCAGAAUACAAGAGGCAUGGUGACCAUGAACAUUGAAACAGUUUAGAUUGUAAUUUGUCCACAGAUGGUAAUACUGAUCUAGCAGCAACUACAGGCACUUGAAGACAUUCCCUGUGUGCCUGUCAGAAACAGCUGACUGCUUUUCAUCAGUCCUCAUGUUUCGCAAGGCUGCUUUCUUCUGCUCCCUGCAAGUGGACUGGGAUCAUCUCAGGAGAGCAUCUCAUAUGGCGGCAGUGUUCCACAGAUGUCCUUUCUUCUCCAUUGGACCGGUUGUCCUGCAUUUGGCAGAGCACUCAUGGCUGCUGAGCUCUGCUCACAAGUGUCCUGUAAUCAGGCAUCUAGUCUCGGGGCCAUUAGGCCGAACUCCGUCCUCUUCUUCCUCUCUGUCCACGGCAACUGACCCAACAGGUGAAAGCAAGUUGCCUCCUUGCCACAUUAAGCCUCUGGCUGUGGUCUUCAAGUGCCCUUUCUUGGAUGCAGAGGUCGUCCAGACUAGCCAUAACGUAGUGAGGGAGGAUGUCACAAAAACCCAAACUGGAACAUGUGUGGUGGACAAAUCCAUCAUGGACACUAAGAAGACCAGUACACUUGACUUUGUCAAACCCAUGACCUCCAAAGCAUCUCACUUUUUGAAGGAUAACCUUCCUAAAGGUGUGAGCUUCCAGUAUGACGGCUUCUUUGAGGAGAAAAUAAUGGGCAAGAAAAGAGAUCACAGCUACAGAGUUUUUAAGACGCUCAACCGGCGUGCGCCUUCCUUCCCCAUGGCGGUCGACUACUCAGACGGUGUGGGUUUAAAGAAAGACGUGGCGGUGUGGUGCAGCAACGACUACCUGGGCAUGAGUGGCCACCCCAAAGUCACACAGGCCAUGUUGGAGACUUUGCAAAAUCACGGUGCUGGUGCAGGAGGCACCAGAAGUAUCUCCGGGACAAGUCAAUUCCAUGUGGACCUGGAGCUCGAGCUGGCUGACCUGCACGGCAAAGAUGCCGCUCUGCUCUUCACUUCCUGUUUUGUAGCCAACGACUCCACAUUGUUCACCUUGGCUCGGAUGUUGCCAGGCUGCCUGAUCUACUCGGACGCUGGCAACCAUGCUUCUAUGAUCCAAGGCAUCGCCAACAGUGGAGUCAAGAAGUAUGUCUUCCGCCACAAUGAUGUCAGCCACCUGCGAGAGCUGCUGGAGAGCUCGGACCCUUCUGUUCCAAAGAUCGUUGCCUUUGAGACGGUGCAUUCGAUGGACGGGGCAGUGUGCCCACUGGAGCAACUCUGCGACGUUGCCCACGCUUUUGGUGCCAUCACCUUUGUGGAUGAGGUGCAUGCUGUGGGCCUGUACGGGUCCAGAGGAGGGGGGAUUGGAGACCGAGACCGAGUCACCAACAAGAUGGACAUCAUCUCCGCUACCCUGGGCAAGGCAUUUGGCUGCGCGGGCGGUUACAUUGCAAGCACCGCCGCCCUGGUGGACAUGGUGAGGUCCUACGCCGCGGGCUUCAUUUUCACCACUUCUCUACCUCCCAUGCUGCUGGCCGGAGCCAAGGAAUCUGUCAAGGUCCUCAAAAGUGACGAAGGCCGAGUGCUCAGGAGGAAACACCAGAGGAGUGUCAGGCUGCUCCGACAGAUCCUCUUGGACUCGGGUCUUCCACUCGUCCACUGCCCAAGUCACAUCAUUCCUAUCAGGGUGGCAGAUGCGGAGAAGAACACAAAGAUCUGCGACAUCAUGCUGUCUCGUUACAACAUCUACGUCCAGGCAAUCAACUACCCCACUGUGGCCAAAGGGGAGGAGCUACUUCGCGUCGCCCCGACGCCACACCACACCCCCAAGAUGAUGUACGACUUUGUUGACUGUCUGCUGAAAACCUGGACAGAAGUUGGCCUGCAGCUGCAAGCACACUCGUCAGCCGAGUGCACCUUUUGUCAGCAGCCUCUUCACGUGGGUCUGAUGAGUGAGCGGGAAAUGUCCUACUUUACUGGCCUCAGUCACGUGGUCUCAGCCGCAGGUUAGCAUCCUUGUUAUCCCAGCCAUGUGUUGAAAUAUAUCUUGUGUGCUCGACAUGGAUGCUAUCUGGGCAAAUAAAGUGAAAGUAAAUGUUGGAUUAGGAUUCUGUACAUAUUGAUUAUCUAAAAUACGGCCCAUUAAGAUUUUCAACCCAGCUUGCCGGACAUUUCCACAUUUUUUUUAAACCUUCAACAUGGAAAUUGUAGCCGCCAAUAUGAUGUGCUUUCAGAUUACCGUAAACCUUCAACUAUAGAACGUAUUCCAAUCGCUUUUGAGUGAUAUACGGGUUAUUACAGGCAGAGUGGGCGUUUUUUUUUUACAGCAGCCAGCCUGAAAGCAGAUUUUAUAACAAAGUUCUGCAAAAAAGUGAUAUAUCAGAUUGUAGGUGUUUUUUUCACCCUUUAGGGCAGGGGUCCCCAAACCUUUUGACUCGGGGGCCGCAUUGGGUUAAAAAAAUUUGGCCGGCGGCCGGGCUGUAUAUAUAUAUAUAUAUAUAUAUAUAUAUAUAUAUAUAUAUAUAUAUAUAUAUAUAUAUAUAUAUAUAUAUAUAUAUAUAUAUAUAUAUAUAUAUACAUUGUCUUUAUCUUCCAGCGAGUUAAUCCGUUUUAUUUAACAUCAAUUAACAUUGAUGUUCAUCAACAUUUAACAUUGUCACGUUAUCGAUGGGAAAAUUCAUUUUUAGACAAUAUGAUUUGCCUGAGCGGCUAGGAGACACCAAGAGUAACAAGCAGUAUAAAAUGGAUUAGAAAGGAAAGAUAAAAUUUAAAAAUAAAUAAAUAAAUAAAAAAUAAAAAUUCAAACAAUUAACUUGGGACUUCCCGUGGGCCGGAUUUUGGAUGCUGGGGGCCCGUAUCCGGCCCGCGGGCCGUAGUUUGGGGACCCCUGCUUUAGGGUGUUCAUAUUUCGCCGUGUUUGUUUCAAAAGAGGAGCGACAUUCAUAUGUUUUUAAUAUUCAGUGUUUUAUCGUCCAUACUUAAUAUUGUAAAUCCCACAUUUCUUUACUUUCAUGUACUUCCUGGAUGUCUA
Entelurus aequoreus (snake pipefish) is the source of this 3067-nucleotide messenger RNA. Its product is annotated as 5-aminolevulinate synthase, non-specific, mitochondrial-like. The transcript has 12 exons. Gene Ontology annotation, molecular function: 5-aminolevulinate synthase activity; pyridoxal phosphate binding. Bases 209 to 2047 code for a protein of 612 amino acids. The record is from RefSeq and is a predicted model, not a curated record. Lineage: Eukaryota; Metazoa; Chordata; Actinopteri; Syngnathiformes; Syngnathidae. Gene Ontology annotation, cellular component: mitochondrial matrix; mitochondrion. Gene Ontology annotation, biological process: hemoglobin biosynthetic process; heme biosynthetic process; erythrocyte development.